UUAGGGACGGUGCCCCCUCCUCGGUGUGGAUUGUAUAUGUGAGAGAAAUGGGAAGGGGAACAGAGAACCCGAGAAUCUGAAGGCUGAGGGAAGGGAAAUGAGCUGUUGUGAACUGCGGGGCAUGUAGGGCUUUUCUUCCUCCCCGUUGCGUCGUCCCGGGUUGACUUGGCUGAUUUGAUUGUGUCUUAAUUGUUUAACGAUUAGGAAGUGAUCGUCUGUACAGCCCCCACCCUCUUCUUUUUUUCUCCUCUUUUUUGUCUGACAUUUAAUCCAGACAGAAAGAGGGCGCGCGCCUUGGAUCCGUCAUCUCUUCGGACUUGUGAUGACAUUCGGGCUGGAAAUAGAUUGAUAAAGUAGAAACAUAGGAUAUGAGGACACGUCGAUGUCGAUGGAUGGAAGGAAGGGGGAAAAAUGACUGGCAGUUAGCUUUGGGGAUUGAAGGUUUCCCUUUGACCGUUGGAUCGAAGCAUAUGUCUGACACGAUCGAGCCAGCCGUUGGGUCAGGUGGUCCAUUAUGAUCAUCCAGGUGGGAAUACGCUGUGUUACGUCGACAAGCAAAUGGUAUGGUAUAGAACGACCACCGGUAUAUUCUGAUAGUUGCUGCGCAAGUGCUGGACGAUGGUUUGAUCGGAGGAUAUGAAUCGAGGGAACGACUGUGGUGGGCGAGUUCCACCGUGUGGCUGGUGUUAUGCGUCUCUCUUGAAUACCAGUGUAGUCUGAUUCGACGUAGGAAGCAUCAUUCCUGUGCAAUUGGUGCUGGAUUGGCGGCGGUGGAAAGUGUUGCGGCGUUCUCUAGUCCUCUGCGGGAUUGGUCCUCCUCGUCUAUGAGUGGCGAGAGCCUGGGCGGGGUAGGAGAGAGGGUGGUUCUCUGCCCACGACGGUCGCACUAUGUGUGGCUAUCAGAGUCCUUGUCCACUGAUGGGGUCGGCAAAGUGUUCGUAUUGAUUUAGCAUCCCUUUGUUGUUGUUGCUGCUUAAUCCUCCCCGACCGUUUGCGUGUAUCCUUCAGGCAUUCGCGGCUCCUUGCCGCCUUUAGUUCAUCAUACAUACUAGUAUUAUACCGCAUACAUAUUAUACCUAUUAUACCAGCCAGCCAUAAGAUAGGAGGUAUGACAGACACAGGCAGAUGCCUUUUUUUUUUUUUAGAUAGAGAUUAAGUAGAUCGAUGUAUAGACGGAGAAAUCAAAACAGUGGUGGAUGCUAUGUAUUCCCUUCCCCCCCCCCGGUCCCGCGCAAUAGUUGGGUCUGAGGAAGACUUCGUCUUUCGUUGAAUGAAUGUUUCAUAGCUGCUCGACUCAUGGGGCUUUCGUGGACAGAUGUCCGUGAUUGCUCCGGCAGUGCGUUCUUUUGAUUCUUUUGAUUCGGUCACGCACGUCUAUUGCCCCAACAGCACGCUGUUCGUUCAUUGAGGCACGCUGAGAGAGGAGAGAAGGAGAAAGAGGCUCGUCGUCGGCCCAUUGGGAGAGAGAGAGGGUCUUUUCUAGUGCGCGAAUAGCAACUAGUGAUUGGGAUCGAAACGACGAGGUAUUACUGAUAAGCUGGAUGAUUGUGGGAGAUUGAUCGCCGUGUGUAGGAUUUGGCCAUCGUGCGUGGUGGUUGCAUGUUGUUGGAUUGAAAACACUAUCUCAGAUCAGAUACCAAUGAAUGGCCACGAUUACUAGGCGAGGAAGACGCCUGUCGCGUGUUCGUGAUCUUAAGAAGUAAUGAGCUAUGGAGCGGUGCAGAGAUUCGUCGUGUGAACGUCGUCGCUGGACAACCCGGCAGAGUGGCGAUGGCGAGGUGGCCGGGGUCGGGGUUUCAGCAAUGUUGGGGAGCUACGGAGUGGGUUGUCUUUGAGAUGAGGGGGUUGUGGAUCGGGGGGGGUAUUAUUCUGAGGCUUGUUUUGGGGGCACGUUGGCAUGAUGGCAAGAGAUACUGCCGGGCAGGGAGGGGUCUGCACUUUGCCUGUGUUGCUGCGCGGGGAAUUAAGGAGUAAGUGGAGACCGUAGUCGAUAGUACUGGUGGUGAUGAGGGAACACACAUGAAUGUCCUGCCAGUCGCCGGCCAUGGCAGUAAUGUCCUUUGCACUUCAAUAAUGCUUGGAGUCGUCAGUAGUGGUCACUGAGUGUGUGGGAAAGGAUCGAUAGUACCAGAGCGUCCGGAAGGACGACCAAUCAUGCCCCUAUAGGAGAUUGGUCGUCCUUCCGCAGAUUGGUCUUCCCCUGCUGUGAAUUCGACGACCUCGUCGAGAUGGGCAUCAUCUGGUCAUGGGGAGCAGUAAAGAGGAGGCUGAGUUGGCUGCUAUAUUACCGCCCACCUAUCUGUCGUUUCGUUUGUGCUGGAGGAGCGCCCUUCGUUUAACUGGAUUGGGUCGGAGGUAAGUUUCGAACAGCUGAACGCGCGAUGACAAGGUGAUCGCCGACCCUACUACCACCGUUUAAUUCACUCCAGGAUAGCCUGCCGACUCUUCGGAGCAACUAUCUGGUUACGGUGCAUCGUUCGUUACAGUAUUGAACUCCCAGUUGUGUGAGUGACAAAUCAUGUCGCUCUUGUCGCUCCCUCUGGUGCCUAACCUAUACUGGUGCGCUGUCUUGGUCUUGCCUGACUCGUCAAAUCGGCGCAGUAGACGACUCUGUCCAUUCCGAUCACGCGAUGCGUGCGCAUGCCUCUGUGUGUGUGUGUGUGUGUGUGUGUGAGAGAGAGAGAGAGAGAGAGAGAGAGAUUAAAGUUUAAGUGGAGCGAAAGCUUGCGGCUUGCAACGCAUCUGCCAACUCUUGCAGAGUAUGAUUGCUGGAAGGAGUGAAAGAGACAAACGUGUGCAAACCAGUUGUCCAUUCUUCUUUUGCUUCGCUUCUUGCAACUGUCCUUCGCGCGGUUCUCGCCCAUCUCCAUCCCCCGCAGUUGUAGUCAUUAGGGGCGGUAUUUGCACAGUUGUUCGUUAGUUGUUCUAGUAGGCCUCUCGGCGACCGGUCGAGGUACUCCUAUUCGCUGUCGCGAUUCUGUACACCGCGUUAGACAGUCCGGAGCGGAGCUUUUCGUAACCUACCGCGCAUGUAUACGAAACGAUAAAGUACCGAGUGGCCAUGCUUUGGAGAAUAGGUGGCGUUGUGAAGAAGUACCGAACGGCAGUACGGCGGCAUGGCGGGCGACAAAGGACGAACGCUUGUCUACUUCGUUGUGGUAAAGCGAAAAGUUCAAGUGAGACGAGGAAAGUUGUGGGGUCUGUAGAUAGUUGGUGUUGAUGCCUGUCGAUGAAUUGGCAGUUACCUGUACAAAUCUGGGGGCUAAGGGCCGUGUGGGAGAGUUGUGAGAAUCUUGGUGGAGAGAGAGAGAGAGAGAGAGAGAGAGAGAGAGAGAGAGGGUAUGAAGGUUGGACACAAAGCGGUGAUCAAGUGUCUAAGUGGGAGGAGGGUGGUGGCCUACUGUUCUGACAUUGGGGCCAAACAAGUCCAGAAAACGAGAAUGGACAGCAGUCUGCGGCUUGGCCGUCUCUUCUGGAAAUCCAUAGUCAAUUGAGUGAUUGGUCUAAUUGAUGUGGGUGAAAGCGAUCGUAAAUGGGACCGCUUUUCGUGGAGUUUGCUAAUGUUCAAACGAGACGAUAUUGAUUCGAUCGAGGUAAAUGGGAGAAGAGAGGAAUGGUUCGUCCUCGGUGAAGGGCUAGCUGCGCGAACUAUUGCGCAGUGCAAGGAGGCGAGCGUAACAUUUUUAUGUCCUGAGAUUGGCGGUGUUUCUGAUCGAUCACGCUAACGAACUCGACUCCAGGAGCAGCGUGGAUUGCUUCCGAUGGAUGAUUCUUAGGAAGGGCAGGUAGUGUCAAUAAGGUCUCUGGGAUCCGGUGGCGUUUCGCCACCCACCUUAUUGGCAUGUUCUGUCAUGAGAUUGGCGGCGUUUCAACGCCUUUCGCCUCAUGUCAAUAAGCUGGCAAAAGGCGUUGAACAAGGGGUCGGGGUCAUGAUGACGGACUCUUGGAGUGCGAGGGGUGCGGGGGCGGGGUUGGUGGCCGCAUGUGCAUGUCCGUUUCGCUUUUAGGUACGGGCAUGUGCGUGCGUGCCUGUGUUUGUGCGUAAUUUCUUGUGUGUGUGUGUGUGUGUGUGUGUGUGUGCGCGCGCGUUGCAGAGGAGGAAAUGGGUGCUCAUGCGUGUGUUUGUGUGAAUUUCGGGGGGUGGGCGCGUGUGUGCAUGUGUGUGUGUGGAGAGAGAGAGAGAGAGAGAGAGAGAGAGAGAAGAGCGGAGGCGAAAUUUCAUAAGUUGUGAGAUUCUGCUGCAUGUACAGUUUGUGUCGGAACGCGAGGAAGAAGCUUGGUUGUUGGAGGGUGGUAGCGAGAGGAGUGGUGCUAGUCAUGGCGGUGACGAGGCAGAGAAUGUACAUAUUUGGGCGCUCGCCCUUGUAACAUUAGAAAUGGCUUUGUCCUUGUGGACAUGUUUCUCCUCGAAGCGUGUCCUUGUGUCCAUGUUUCUCCCUCUCCACGUCUUUGUAACUCUCUUUUCCCCUCUCUCCCUCUCUCCUUCUCUCCUUCUCUAUAUUGCUCUCCUUCUCUAUAUUGGAUGAACUGGGUCCGUGUCCGACACGA
Messenger RNA from Chara braunii, 4548 nucleotides. NCBI's taxonomy places the organism in Eukaryota, Viridiplantae, Streptophyta, Charophyceae, Charales, Characeae. The record is from the annotation of a GenBank genome assembly.